Leptidea sinapis is the source of this 2131-nucleotide messenger RNA. RefSeq lists its product as uncharacterized. Gene Ontology annotation, cellular component: membrane. The record is from RefSeq and is a predicted model, not a curated record. Lineage: Eukaryota; Metazoa; Arthropoda; Insecta; Lepidoptera; Pieridae. Bases 81 to 2108 code for a protein of 675 amino acids. The transcript is spliced from 10 exons.
GACCCAAAUGCAUAAGUGACCAGUAGUUAAGGGACUUAUUAUUUUAGUUAUAAUUUUAAUUUAGGUUUUAAUAGUGUAAAAUGUUUAAAUAUUAUAUUUAUAUUUUUGUUAUUUUUGGAUAUUUUGAUGCUGUAACGUUACUUCGGCCUCCGCCUCUGAGCACGUCAUCUUGCCCUAACCCUCGCCUCAUGCAUGGCAGAUUGCGGAUGAAACAGCGGGGAAAACUAGUGAGGUUUAUAUGUCUUCCGAGAUAUGAACUAGUUGGGAACCGCUACGCUACCUGUCGAAAUGGAGAGUGGGAUGUGCCAAUACCAGUAUGUGUCAGGUCUGGUUGCAUCGUGCCAACGAUUGACAAUGGUAUUCACAUGGGUAGCUACGAUGACGCCUGGGUUAUCUUCUUCUGCCUACCAGGUCAUAAGCUGAUCGGCUCGGCCGUUUUAUUCUGCGACGGGAACAAAUGGAAUGCAUCAGCCCCGAUGUGUAUUGAUUCUACGGCGCCUCCCAAGCUGAGCUGUGACUUUGAAGAUACCAACUUGUGUGGAUGGACUCAGGAUGAGUUCCACGAUUUUGAUUGGAUAAGGCUGAACAGAAAAACACCCAGUAGCUUCCUAGCAACGGGACCUUCGUAUGACCACACCUAUGGAAAAACAGGAGACGGUUACUACAUGUAUAUCGAGAGUACGUCUAAAUUAGAAAAUGACACAGCACGUCUAAUAUCACCGGUUUACGAUAGCUCAUACGCAAAAAAUGGCUGUUUUUCAUUUUACUACCACAUGUUUGGAGUCAAAACUGGAGGUCUUCGGGUCUAUCAGAAGCCAGAAAAUCUGAGCUUUAGGACUAUAACUACAAUGGACGAGGCUAACAAACGAAAAUACAUCCUCUUCGAGCUGUGGGGCAAUUGGGGUGACGUCUGGUACAACUCUGUUACGAACCUCACAGACUUUUCUGAUAGCUUUCAGAUCGUAAUAGAAGGUAUAAGAGGACCAAGCUUCACAAGUGACAUAGCGAUAGAUGACGUAGCAAUACUCCAGGGAGACGACUGUAUUAAGGCGGCUCAGAACGCUCUCACGCCCGUGCCAUCGUAUGAAGUUAAUGACUCCUGUGCGGGCAGAUGUUUGAAAUUAUACGCCAUUCUUGAAAAUGAACAUGGCUGCGGGUGUACCGCGAUGUGUUUAUCGGACGAUAAUUGUUGCCCAGACUUCUUUGACGAGUGUGUUUUUAAACCAGACCCUUCUACAGACAGCGAUGACAUGGCUACUGUAAACAAUGCAAGUCUUAUCACACCGUUUACGCAAAAGUUGGUUCUUACAACGCCAUCUGCACAAACAGUCUCUAAUAAAUAUAUAAUACAUAAUACACCAACAAUACCUACAACACGAGCAAUAACACCCAUACCCAACCGUACACUUAUCACUGGUCAAAGUCCGAAAUCUGUAACAACCAUAUCAACUACAAAAAUACCUGCUCAGAGGACAACACCCAAAGUCAACUUCAUGCCGACAGUAAAUUUUACAUCCACAAAACUAACAACAUUAACAACACCAAAAACUACAACCCUUCCUUCAACAACAAAACCUACACCUACAACCACAACAGCAAAAUUGACAACAGUAAAAAACAUUACAACUGUGACGAAACAACUGAUAACAACGGUUAAAACGACAAAAAUUACAAAGCCAACAACAAUUAAAUCAACAACCACUAGAAGACUAACAACACCCACGACAAUCAAAGCAACAACAAGGGCAAUAAAAACAAAACCAACUACAAUAACAUCCACAACAUCUACGACAACCCCACAGCAUCGGGUUUCUGUAACGACGCAAAAUCGCAAUGCUCACAAUGAGCUUCUUGAAAAAGCUAAAAAGGAGCAAGAAAUAGAAACGAAGAAACUACUAAAGGGAGAGACCAAAAAACCAAAACCUGGUAGCACUUGGAAGGUGAUAUUAAUACUAGCACUGGUGAUAUCUGGAUUCGUUGGCGUGGUGUGGAUGAAUAUGUUUGUUCGUUCAGCCCGUGGUCGUACCUUGGUGGCCAGGGUCCGGGGUACAGUCACAAACGACCCUGAAGUGCGGUACCUCUCUACUGAUGUUGAUGACGAUUUGUAAUAAAUAAGUAAAUAAACAAAAAA